GCGCUCCUGCCUCAGUAAAAAUUGUGCCUUUGUGCAGAUUACUACUAAACAAAACAAAAGAGCAGAGAGUUAAAAAUCAAAAGAAAGUGAAAAUUGCAAAGAGUUCUAGUUAAGAACUGAAGAUAUACAAACAAAGCCACUGUGAAGUUUUAGCAACAUUUCGAGUGAAAACAAUAAAUCAACAAGAUGCCUAACACAUUCCCAAUCAAGCCACCAGCACAGAUGCCCUGCCCGCACUGGAAUCACUUUCCUAUUCAUCCACAAGUGCAGGUUACAUUCGGCAGCAGCUGCAACGGUCCAAACAGCCCAUCAUCGCCGCCACCAACACCGAGCUCAUACUCCUACUGCAGUGCUUGCAAUGCCAUGCAAAAGCGACAGUCUUGAGCUAUGUUUUUAUGUCUAAAGCCUCGGCGCAAGUUAUAAAA
Messenger RNA from Rhagoletis zephyria (snowberry fruit fly), 425 nucleotides. RefSeq lists its product as uncharacterized. NCBI's taxonomy places the organism in Eukaryota, Metazoa, Arthropoda, Insecta, Diptera, Tephritidae. The record is from RefSeq and is a predicted model, not a curated record.